CCGUUUACAUUGCAGUACUUUAGCGUUCUAAAUGGGAGUGAGGAAAUUUCACACGUUGUCAGCAUCACAGUGUAUGUGUGGGAUUUAAAGUGAUUUACAAAAUAUAGACGAGGAAAUAUGUCGGAGUUGACGAAGAAAACAGACGAGGAUGUAAUUGAGAAACCACUUCCCCCUAACUGGAUCUUACAGCAUCCAAUGUACCAACAUCUGAUGAACCUAGAUGUUGGAGACAGUGCUCAAGUCCAUGCAGCUUUCUUGGUGUACCUGGAUCUAGCUGAAGUGCGUCAGUGGAAGGAGGUGAGUGGAGUGGGGUGCUCUGAGCUGCGACUGGUGUUGCUGGAGGGAAGGGAGAAGGAAGGAGAGCCCACUCAGACGGUGCUCCCACUACCUGUACACAGAGGCCUGAGCCACAGAAGUGUGCGCUCAGUGCUGGCCAGAGGCUCGCCCAUGCUCCUGUGUGUGGUGGCAUCUGACUCCAGCCUUGUCUACCAGAGGAUGUGUGAUGGCCUGCUGACCCCUGACCCCCCCGUGGGCAUCCAGGACCAGGGCCGCCGGCAACACCGCAAAAGACGCCAGCAACAUUGACCCGUAGCAGAACCACAGUGACCGUUAGUAGACCGCUAUGGUCUGGUAAUGAACUCUGCAGUGACCAGGAGAGAACCACAGACGGAAUGGCAGGCUGUUGUGGUCUCGUAAUGAUGAACCAAAGUGCCAGUGUUUUCCUUAAAUUUGGCAGGGCGUGCCUAGCUUCAUUGCUCCGUUUCUGAACUGUUUUUGAGAACCUGGGCAUAGCGACUUAAGGCUCAACAGCUAGCCUACAUAAAGUAUGACAGACCCUGAGAGACUGCGUCAAGAGAAAUAUGACAAAUAUUACAACGGCCAUAACUGCCUUUAAAAGGUGCCACAGUCCCUGUGGGCCAGAGGGUUUGUGUUAUAACUGCCAGAGGGUUUGUGUUAUAACUGCCAGAGGGUUUGUGUUAUAACUGCCAGAGGGUUUGUGUUAUAACUGCCAGAGGGUUUGUGUUAUAGCUUCUCGGACAAUUGACAGACAAUCAAUCAGACACUGGAUUGCAGUUGGACAUAAAAUUGCCAGAGGAUACAUAAGUUGUAUUGAAUUAAAUCUCCAUACAGUACAUCCAUGAAGCAAUACAUGCUUAUGUAGCAGACUGCCGUAUCCACAGACACCACUCAGAACUUGUUCAGCUGGUUAUAGUUACUGUAACACUGCUUUGCUUUGUGCCGACUCCAUACCCAUUUAUUUUAAGUGCAGUUGUGAUUUUUAAACUGUAGAGGGCAUGAAAACAACCAUGGAUGCCUCGAUGAUAUUGCUAGACCGUCAUUUGACAUUGACAGAUAAAAACAACAGUAAACACAA
Molecule: messenger RNA, 1375 nt
Organism: Oncorhynchus kisutch (coho salmon)
Lineage: Eukaryota; Metazoa; Chordata; Actinopteri; Salmoniformes; Salmonidae
Product: tRNA-splicing endonuclease subunit Sen15
Exons: 4
Coding region: 118-585 (155 amino acids)
Biological process (GO): tRNA splicing, via endonucleolytic cleavage and ligation
Molecular function (GO): nucleic acid binding
Source: RefSeq, a predicted model, not a curated record